CAAAAUGAAAGUAGACAAAAGUUGACGUGAGCAUGGUAAGUUGAGCUUAAAAACACACAAUCCAGGAGUCUCAAUAAAGAUCCUGCCCCCCUCAAAUCUGAACGUAGAAAGAAAACAAGUCUUAAAGAUUAACACAACAUAUGUAAACCAAAAUGGAUAUGUUGACAAUGAUAGUUUGACUUACUAAGAAAGGCAACUGCUCUUGGGAUCAACAUGAGGAAAAAUCAAAAUGUGAAAAUAAAAGGCGAGAAAGUCACACUUAUUCCAUACGAAGCUCUCCAUGUACCCAAGUACCAUUCUUGGAUGCAAAGUGAAGAAUUACAAGAGCUGACUGCAUCAGAACCAUUGUCAUUGGAAGAGGAAUAUGAUAUGCAAAGAAGCUGGAGAGAAGAUGAAAAGAAAUGUACCUUUAUAGUUCUACAAACUGUGGGUGUUGAUGAAGAACAAGAUGAAAUAGGCCAAAUGAUUGGUGAUGUUAAUAUUUUCUUCAAUGAAGAGGAAGAUUUACACUGUGGGGAAAUAGAAAUUAUGAUUGCAGAACCAAAGGCCAGAGGUAAAGGUUGUGGGAAGGAAGCCUUGUUUUCAAUGAUGAGAUAUGGAAUAGAAGAACUUAAUAUGAAGAGAUUUACAGCAAAAAUUGGCAUGGACAACAAACCUAGUUUGGCAAUGUUUAAAAGUAUAGGAUUUAGUGAGAUAUCCAGGAGUGAAGUGUUCAGUGAGAUAACUCUAGAACUAAAUAUUGAUGAUGACUUUAAGAAAACUCUGUAUGACAAAACAAAUAUGUUCCAAAUCUUAAACUACAGAUAACAUUAAAUAAAACAUAGUAUGGAUAUAGCAGUACCAGGGGGAAAGGACGAAAGAAAGAGCUAAAAAAGUCUUUAAAUGAAUUUCAGCAAACAUAUUUAUGUUGUGUUUAAUUGACAAUACAAUCAUCAACAAAAUAGUAUAAUUUAGAUGUAAAAAUAUGAAAAAAACUGUUAGUUUUUAACAUUCUGAGGAUUUGAUAAAUGCUAUAAAUGCUAAGUACUUAUUUAAUUGAAUAGUAUAGUCUAUUAACAGCACAAGCAUAAUGUAUAUUGUGAUGAAUUUCAAAGGUUCAGAGAUGACAUUUUUAUGAAAAAAAAUGUAUUUUAAAAUGUCAGAAUUGUUUUUUAUAAAUCAACUAUUCUGUUGCAAA
Messenger RNA from Mytilus trossulus (common blue mussel), 1177 nucleotides. Its product is annotated as N-acetyltransferase 9-like protein. Gene Ontology annotation, molecular function: N-acetyltransferase activity. Bases 214 to 807 code for a protein of 197 amino acids. NCBI's taxonomy places the organism in Eukaryota, Metazoa, Mollusca, Bivalvia, Mytilida, Mytilidae. The transcript is spliced from 8 exons. The record is from RefSeq and is a predicted model, not a curated record.